Asparagus officinalis (garden asparagus) is the source of this 2037-nucleotide messenger RNA. RefSeq names its product SNF1-related protein kinase catalytic subunit alpha KIN10-like. The coding region runs from base 111 to 1652 and encodes 513 amino acids. NCBI's taxonomy places the organism in Eukaryota, Viridiplantae, Streptophyta, Magnoliopsida, Asparagales, Asparagaceae. The record is from RefSeq and is a predicted model, not a curated record. Gene Ontology annotation, biological process: protein phosphorylation; intracellular signal transduction. The transcript is spliced from 12 exons. Gene Ontology annotation, molecular function: ATP binding; protein serine/threonine kinase activity; protein binding.
GUCUAUUUUAAUGUCACCUCCGGCAAUUGUGCGCCCUCUCUUUUUCCCCCUUCUCUUCGUCGUCCGCAUCACCAAUUUCUGUUCUCUUGGUUCGAAUCCACAGAGUAGAAAUGGAAGGAUUUAACAGAGGAGGAGCUAGUGAAGUGUUCUUGCCAAAUUACAAGCUUGGGAAGACGCUGGGUAUUGGGUCAUUUGGAAAGGUGAAGAUUGCUGAGCAUGUUUUGACUGGGCAUAAGGUCGCCAUCAAGAUUCUUAAUCGGCGCAAGAUUAAGAAUAUGGAGAUGGAGGAGAAAGUAAGACGUGAGAUCAAAAUAUUGAGAUUAUUCAUGCAUCCACACAUCAUUCGACUGUAUGAAGUCAUAGAGACACAAACAGACAUCUAUGUGGUGAUGGAGUACGUUAAAUCAGGCGAGCUAUUUGACUACAUUGUGGAGAAGGGAAGAUUACAAGAGGAUGAAGCUCGGCGAUUUUUUCAACAGAUCAUAUCUGGUGUUGAGUACUGCCACAGAAACAUGGUAGUUCAUCGAGAUUUGAAGCCGGAGAAUUUGCUGUUGGAUUCGAAAUGUAAUGUUAAAAUUGCAGAUUUUGGCUUGAGCAACAUCAUGCGAGAUGGCCAUUUUCUGAAGACUAGCUGUGGAAGUCCCAACUAUGCUGCUCCGGAGGUUAUCUCAGGUAAACUAUAUGCUGGUCCAGAGGUUGAUGUAUGGAGUUGUGGUGUCAUUCUUUAUGCUCUUCUCUGUGGCACACUUCCCUUUGAUGAUGAAAACAUCCCUAAUCUGUUUAAGAAAAUAAAGGGUGGGAUAUAUACUCUUCCAAGCCAUUUAUCUGCUCUAGCAAGGGAUUUGAUACCUAGGAUGCUUGUUGUUGACCCUAUGAAGCGAAUGACUAUUCGUGAAAUCCGUGAACAUCCAUGGUUUCAAGCUCGUCUUCCUCGCUAUCUGGCUGUGCCACCACCAGAUACAAUGCAGCAAGCGAAGAAGAUUGAUGAGGAAAUUCUUCAGGAGGUAGUUAAAAUGGGUUUUGAGAAAAACCAGUUAGUUGAAUCACUUCACAAUAGAAGUCAAAAUGAGGGCACUGUUGCAUACUACUUGCUUUUGGACAAUAGAUUUCGCGCAACUACUGGCUAUCUUGGGGCAGAGUAUCAGGAAACCAUGGAAUCUGGUUUAUCUCGGAUGAGUUCAACAGAUGCUCCAACGGCAGCAAUCAAACAUCGUAAGCCAGGAUAUAUGGACCAUCAGGUAAUGGGGAUGGGACUGCAGCCAGGGGAAAGGAAAUGGGCACUUGGACUUCAGUCACGGGCUCAUCCUCGAGAAAUUAUGACAGAGGUCCUUAAAGCCCUUCAAGAGUUGAAUGUCUGUUGGAAAAAGACCGGACAUUACAACAUGAAAUGUAGAUGGUUUCCUGGGUAUAAUGGCAAUUCUGAGGACAUGAUUAAUAAUCCCAUGAAUGCUAAACAUGGGUUUGGAGAUGAAUCUGCCAUUGUAGAAAGUGAUGAUGCAGUUGGAAAAUCAUCUAAUGUAGUCAAGUUUGAAAUUCAGCUUUACAAGACUAGAGAGGACAAGUAUUUGCUCGAUCUGCAGAGGGUUAAUGGGCCACAACUCCUCUUUCUUGACCUCUGUGCUGCUUUCCUUGCUCAACUGAGGGUGCUAUGAUGAUAUGAGUUACAGGAGCUGCCAUAGCAACUGCGCAAGCUAAAUACAUAAAUUUGGAUCUACAUCCAAUAAUGUAAAUACGAAAAAAAAGGCGCAGUUUUAAUUGCCAUGUCCUUUUCUUUCGAUGACUAUAAAAGAUCUGUUGCUGAUCAAUUAGCUGAAGGCAAAUUUAAUCCUAGCACCUUUGUAAACUUUUUUUUUAUCAUCUUACUGCUAGGUCAGUGAACUCGCGUCCAUUUUCGGAGGAUCAGAAAGAAACCGAGCCAUAUGAGGGCAGCAGUAAAUACGAAGUUUUUAAUUGUAUGAUUCGUUUCGAUUUAUAGGCAAGCUUCAGCUAUUACGUAAGGUACUGAUGUUCGAGAAUGUACUUAGAUUGUCUUGUUCU